Molecule: messenger RNA, 2320 nt
Organism: Pocillopora verrucosa
Lineage: Eukaryota; Metazoa; Cnidaria; Anthozoa; Scleractinia; Pocilloporidae
Product: SH3 domain-binding protein 2
Biological process (GO): signal transduction
Molecular function (GO): SH3 domain binding
Source: RefSeq, a predicted model, not a curated record
GUUGACCUCUUUGACGAGUGAUCUUAAUUUAUGCCAUAAGCAAAUAUUGUUUGAAGGAACGACUGAGCGAAGUGAUAUCGUGGUGUUUUCACAUCUUGGAUAUAUGUUGUGUAAGUUGCGUCCUGUGAAGCCAAUAUGGAAGGAAAUUAACUUGAGCUGAAGACAGGCAAAGGCCCUGAUCAAUUGGUAGCAAGCAUGGCUCGUUCCGCGCCAGUUGUCGAACCAUUCGCUAACAUUUCAGCGCAAGAGUUGCUGAAAAAUACCCCCGGGUUGUUCGGAUGGGUUAGAAAGGAGGAGACUGCAGGAAUACGAUCGAUGGUGAAAGCACUUGACUGGCCCUGGCGUUAUAUGAUCCUCAGUAAAGGAUGUCUGUACUUAUUCAAACAAUCCGAUGACCAAAACUUUUGUGAGGCAGUCCCUCUCAGCAACUUCAGAGUGUGUAAUGCUCCUGAGAAAUCUAAGUACCCGUGGGUUUUCAAACUGAUUCAUACUAAGUCAUGUGACGUCAAGACGUUAGUGUUUGCUGUAGACACAGAUUUUGAUUUAAAGAAAUGGCAAGACGCUAUAGCAAGAGACAUGGAAAAAUAUUGCGGUGAUUCAUCGUGGGCAGACGACGCUGACGGAUACUGUUCUAUUGACGAUGACGUACCAUCCAAACCACCGAGUCGUGUCCAAACAUUCCAACUAAGAGAAAGACCGCCUGCACCUCUUCCGGAUACUAGACGACGUCAUUCUUGUUCAGUUACCUCUACUGAUCUGCGGCAAAAGCCAUUGCCUUCCCUUCCUGAUAUAUCGCAAAAGCCAUUGCCUCCCCCUCCAGGACACGAGAAACCAGAACCUGCAAGAAAACCACCUCCUAAUCUGAAGCCCGCAAUACUGUCUCGCCCACCUGCGAGGGCUACACAACCAAGCCCAGUAACAAUGGGGAGAUUUCCAGGACGUUCAUCAGAUUCAUCUGGUCUCACACCUCAGGGAUAUGAGGACGUAAUUAAUCAACUUCAAAAAGCCAAAGUAAAUCCUACUGAUAUGAGAGGCUCUGCGUCCACUUUACCACCCCCUCCUGUAGCUGGCCCAGCAGCUCUUCGCAAACCAAUAAAGCUCGGAAGAGGUGACCCUGAUGGACAGAGCUUUAAAGUCAAACACAAGGAGGGAGUCCUUCCAUCUUCAGCAUUGCUACUUGACUUAGACAAGACGGAGGUCAAUUCCCUUCUUGAGAACAAAUAUGGCGUUUAUAUUGUUCGUAAUAGCCAAACUGCACAGUCAAGGAUGGCGUUGUCGGUGUGCACUGGUGACCGAAUUCGUCAUUAUGUGAUAUUCCAUGAUCAGAAUCAAGGGUACGCUCUGCAACCUGAAGGGCCAAGAUUUGAUAAACUAGAGGAAAUGAUAGAGCAUUACCACGACUUCAACCUGCCUAAGUGUGACUCAAAACUUACGAGGCCCUUUCGAUCAUGAUCAAUGCACACGACGUGACUGGAGAAGAAUUUUCAAAAUGAAAAAAGAAAACUUACAAGUAAAUCGAGUGCUUGCUAGGAUUGCAAGCAAUGACAAUUCUAGUUUGUGCACUUCUCUUGUAAGAAGGAAGACUGAAGGCGCAGCGCAGCCUUCGAAAUAUUUACUUUAUUGCUGUAACUCGCUUUCUUAUCCAGGUCUUUCAUAAUUAUGGAUCUGCUCCCCUGUCCACGGAGUGGACGACCAAUUAAGUAGACUACAAUAGAGGAGCAUACAGAAAGCCCGUACGCGUGUAGGUUUAGAUUUUUUAGAAAUAUGAUAUAACUGUGAAGCAAUAUUAAUUCAACUCGAGAAAUUUUCAUUUAUCAAGUUUACUAUGUCGUCCAUUCGUUGAGGAACCCUUAUCCGGGUCACUCUGUUUUCAGAUGGGAGUGUCCGCUCAAAGGGCGUUCCCCAUGGGAACUUCGCAUUAUGGGGGUUGUGUUAAGGGCACCCACUUCCACCGCUGUUUUUCGAGUUUAGUUCCUUGGACUUGGCGGCAUCUUGCACAUCAGAAUGGACCACAGCGUAAAUUAAUUCUCAAUUUAAUUUCUUCCUGCGUUUCUUUUCUCCAUCACACAAUGGUCCCCCUAAAUUUUAUGGUCUUGGCUCGAUUUUACAACAACUACCUGCGAUAGACUAAAGGUCUACUUCACUCCAUUUCUGCCUCAUAGUUAUUUUGUGACUGGUCAAGAGAUUAUCACAGUUUUUUAUCUCUUGGCCUAACAUAUUGCUAACAAAGGUUCUGGGACAAGUGACUACGGAAAACAAAUUUUUGCACUCAGUGUAUGAUAACGGACCGUACGAAAUUUUCAAAUAAUAUAUUUUUUCA